Messenger RNA from Didymodactylos carnosus, 624 nucleotides. Lineage: Eukaryota; Metazoa; Rotifera; Eurotatoria; Philodinida; Philodinidae. The record is from the annotation of a GenBank genome assembly.
AUGGAUCGACCGAAUAUUAUCAUUUGUGGUACACCUGGAGUUGGUAAAUCCCGUUUAUGUCAAGAUUUGUGCCAAAAAUGUCCAGAAUUGCGAUAUGUAAACAUCAAUGAAGUAGCUCAACAAAAAAAUUACUUUAUUGAAUAUGAUGAUGAUAAUGAAUGUCAGAUAUUAGAUGAUGAACGUGUACAAGAUUUUCUAGAAGAAAAAUAUUUUCGACUAAAACCAUCUGGACUAGUUAUUGAUUAUCAUAGUGCAGGAAUCAUACCGGAUGAUGGUCAAAUUCAAGGUGUUUUUGUAUUACGUACAGAUAAUGAUAUUUUACAUCAACGUUUAGAACAACGAAAUUAUUCAGCAAAGAAAAUCGAUCAAAACAUACAAUCAGAGAUAUUUCAAGUUUGUUUAGAUGAAGCAUACGAAUCAUUUGAAGAAGAUAUUGUACGUCAAUUGCGAAAUAAUGAUGAAAAUGAUUAUCAAAGAAAUCUUGAUUACCUCGUUAAAUGGGCUCAAAAUUGGCCAUGUAUAAACAUGGAUGAUCAAGAACAACUAUCAUUGCCAAAUAGUACAGGAGGAUUUGAUGCAACUAUAAAAAGUAGUCCAAAGUUAUCAAAUACCAAUAAAGCAUAG